Molecule: messenger RNA, 2581 nt
Organism: Scylla paramamosain (green mud crab)
Lineage: Eukaryota; Metazoa; Arthropoda; Malacostraca; Decapoda; Portunidae
Gene: Vps16B
Product: spermatogenesis-defective protein 39 homolog
Exons: 14
Coding region: 223-1764 (513 amino acids)
Biological process (GO): vacuolar transport; intracellular protein transport
Cellular component (GO): cytoplasm
Source: RefSeq, a predicted model, not a curated record
GGAUAGCGGGCAAAGGGGGUGUCAGGACAGUAAGCGAGCAACACAAAGCAGUGUCAACAAAGCAGGGAAUGACGGAGGGACGGCAAAUCGCCAGGCCUUCCUUGCUCCCCUGGCACCCUGCACCUCUGUAUUGCAACACGCAAGGGCACGUAAUGUAGGGACCUUGACUGCAAGCCGGAGUUACAAGGACAGGACAAUAUAUAUCUUUGACAAGUUUGAAGGAUGAGUCGGGCUGAAAAUGAAGCGUACUGGGGAUCAACGGACACGGCGCCGUCAGCGCUGGACAACUUCUUCGACGAAGACUGUGAAGUGACAUGGACAGGCAUCACUGCAGAGUUCACAAGGUCUCCACAGUCUAGGCAUUCCAAGACCACCCCUGAUGGCAACAGCAGCAGCACCUCCAGCAUUGUUGACAACAUCACAGUGCACUCUGUGUCUGACUGGAAUUAUGCAGUUGAAGUGAAGGGAGGGCGAAGUAACACCAGCAGCAGCAGCAGCCAGUCUGUGUCAGGAGUGGGCAAGGUUAUUGGUGAGAAGCUGGACUCCUGGAAACCUCCCUCUGUCUCCAUCAAGUGGAACUCCUCACAAGGACAAGGCAGUGGUCCCUGUGUACAAUGUGCUGCAAAAGACACUGAAAUAGUACAGCUAAAGAAGAGAUUAGAGAAUUCGUAUUCCCGUUACAACUUGACACUGCCACCAGACGACACUGUCAACAGAAUCCUCCUUGGCCAGCCGUACUCGCUGGAAAGUUACCGCAGCCUUGAGGACAAGCUUGCCCUGCUGGACACUGCUCUCGGCACAAUGGAUGGGAGUGCAGUAAUGGCAACCAUCUUACAUCUCAAAAAAACUGUCAAGAAAACCAUCUUUAUUACGGAGAUGCAAGCAAGGCCGCAAGCAUGUAAUCUGUUCACCAACUACUUGAGGAAGCGACACAAGUAUUCGGAGGCAAUUGAAUUUCUAGGGUCACUUGGGAAACCAGAAGAGGCUGCAAUCCUCUCAUAUGAGUUGGCCCUCACUGGCAAGACUCCUGAGGCAAAGAUGAAAAAUAUGGAGAAAUCUUUGGAGACUCACUUUGCAGUCCCUUCAGUUUCAUUUGAAGCUAAAAUGGUGAAGAAUCAUAUGAAACUAUUAGGGAGACAGCUGGCCAUAGAUGAAGCAGACAGUAAGGACCAAACUAAUCCUAUGCUGCUGAAAUACCCGAGGGCUGCCAAUGUUGUGGACAAGUCUCUUCUGACAACACUCUUCUACUGCUGCAUGUACCACUGGGAGGCUGGGGAAACCCACAUAGGGAGUCCGCUGGCCCUGAGGAAGGCACAUGACCUUUCGGAUCGAGAGCUGCUUUGGACGGCACUGAAGGGACGAGCGAGAGUGAAUCACUGGCCGCUGCCUUCUGAGCUUGACUCCUGGCUAGGCAGCAAAGGUCUGCUUGGUGCAUUGGGAUCACUCAGCUCAGCCUUUGGUAGCUCAGGCAAGAUACUCCCCAAAGGAAUCAAAGCCACUCUUCCCAUGGAGGUGGUGGUCCACACACUCCACAGUAGCAGGGCGCCUUCCAAUGUGUUGGCUGUGUACAUUGGCUUAGUGGACAACCUGGAAUCUCGCCUCAAGCUGGCGCACAACUACAAGUGUCACCAAGCAGUCAUUGAUGUGCACGUGGCUCAGAAGGACAGGAGUGCUCUGGAGCAGUACAUGAAGGAGAUCCCUUCUGGCUCCCCUGAAUACCUGAAGGCUGAGAGUGCACUGAAGAUGGUGAAGUGGAAGAACUAGGAGGCUCAAACCAGUCAUCCUGGCAGGCAUUGUGGUGCUGCAGGUGCUGUGGUGGGCAGCACCCCACCUACACAAGGAGGCAAUCAAUCAUUAAGCAUUUAGUGAAAUAUAUAGGAAUUAUUAUACACACUUAUGAAGUUUUUCAUAUAUUUGAUAUCAUACCUUCACUCAGUUUACACAGUUCUCUAAUUAUUUUGUUAUCCAGUUUGUGCUGUGUUGGUUUAUAUAGUGUCCAGGAAAGUUGGGCAGUCACUAUUUUUGUCUGCAUGAAGGCUUGAAAAUGAUAUAUAAAAAGAGAAAGCCCACUCAUGACAUAAAAGGUUCUAUAUUUGUAUCAACACAUAAUCACUUCACUGAUGCUGCUUUCUUUGUGCAAUGUGAGAGUGUAUUGGGACAGAGGCAGGAGUCAGAUAUACAUGGUGGUUAACAUUGAGGGGCUGUAUUCUCUGUUGCAAUGCCUUGGCUUCAUUACUUUUAGCAGGCUCCAGUGGAAGAUGUCAGGGUUCUCAAGGGUGUUUUUAUGAUUCUUGUGAUAGUUUAACAAAGACUGCAACAGUGAUAAAAAAAAAGAAAAAAAACACUUGUGAGAACCAAGGUAGUCAUUCCUGUGGCUUUUCAAAAUGGUCUUAAAUGACAAAAAAAAAUAUAUAAGGAAAAGAAUAACAUUAUUGGGAGAUAAAGGUGGUUAAAGAAAUGAGUAUUAUACUUAAGUGGGUGCAUUGCAAUGUGGCUCAGGUGUACCACUAAAAAUAUCUGUCUGUGUUCUUGUUAUAUAGUGUUUAAAAAAAGAAAUAGAAUAUAUGAACUUGCUUUGUUA